AGUCAUUGCAGAUAUCUAGCGCAAAACCACAUCACAUCGCGUAACCCCACCAAAACAAAACACAGCCAUGGCCGAAGCAGGUCAGUCGAACGUACCCACGUUCAAGCUCGUCCUUGUUGGUGAUGGCGGUACUGGCAAGACCACCUUCGUGAAGCGCCAUUUGACCGGCGAGUUCGAGAAGAAGUACAUUGCGACGCUCGGCGUAGAAGUUCACCCCCUCGGAUUCACAACCAACCUGGGCCCCAUUCAGUUCGAUGUGUGGGAUACUGCCGGUCAGGAGAAGUUCGGUGGUCUCCGUGAUGGAUAUUACAUCAACGGCCACUGCGGCAUCAUCAUGUUCGACGUGACUUCGCGUAUCACAUACAAGAACGUUCCCAACUGGCAUCGCGAUCUCGUCCGUGUGUGCGAGAACAUCCCCAUCGUUCUGUGCGGUAACAAGGUCGAUGUCAAGGAGCGCAAGGUGAAGGCCAAGUCCAUCACCUUCCAUCGCAAGAAGAACCUUCAGUACUACGACAUUUCCGCCAAGUCCAAUUAUAACUUCGAGAAACCUUUCCUUUGGCUCGCCCGGAAACUUGUUGGUAACCAGACUCUGGAGUUCGUCGCUGCCCCCGCUCUGGCACCUCCCGAGGUCCAAGUCGACCAGGCCGUUCUCGAGCAGUACCAGAAGGAAAUGGCCGAUGCGGCCCGGCUGCCUCUGCCCGACGAGGACGAUGCCGACUUGUAGAGGAUGAGAACCUACGACUGCAUACUGCAGCUGCUACCCAGCUGUGAGCGUGUAAGAGUGGAUAUGAACUAGCUACGGAAACUGCUUGGAUCAUUUGGGCGAGAAAUGGUGCAGGUCUGGGCACGAUGCUAUUUCGUGGGGUAAUUGAGGGUAGGGAGGAAAUCGCCCGAAGGCAGGAAUGUGUGUCUUGGAGCGGGGGAUCCCAUAUAGUCUAGAGGGCAAGCCAGGUUAGCUGGCGGUGCUCGGAAUAUGAGCUAGACGAUUGUAUGGAG
Molecule: messenger RNA, 996 nt
Organism: Westerdykella ornata
Lineage: Eukaryota; Fungi; Ascomycota; Dothideomycetes; Pleosporales; Sporormiaceae
Product: GTP-binding nuclear protein-like protein Ran
Exons: 5
Coding region: 68-724 (218 amino acids)
Biological process (GO): protein import into nucleus; ribosomal subunit export from nucleus
Cellular component (GO): cytoplasm; nucleus
Molecular function (GO): GTP binding; GTPase activity
Source: RefSeq, a predicted model, not a curated record